Molecule: messenger RNA, 1132 nt
Organism: Oncorhynchus gorbuscha (pink salmon)
Lineage: Eukaryota; Metazoa; Chordata; Actinopteri; Salmoniformes; Salmonidae
Product: GTPase IMAP family member 9-like
Exons: 1
Coding region: 144-611 (155 amino acids)
Molecular function (GO): GTP binding
Source: RefSeq, a predicted model, not a curated record
AGAGGAGACCCUGAAGAAGAUUGCUAAGUGCAUCUCCUUCUCUGCUCCUGGGCCCCAUGUGUUCCUUGUAGUGAUUGCGUUGGUUAGAUUCACACAGGAAGAGAAAGACGCAGUGGAGAUGAUUCAGACAUUCUUUGGAAAAGAUGCAGCAAGAUACAUCAGGGUUCUCUUCACAAAUGCAGACCAGCUUGAUGAAGAACAAACACUUGAAGACUUAUUGCGUGCCUCUUCAGGAUGUCAUUGCCAAAUGCGGUGGGCGGUAUCAUGACUUCAACAACAGAGAUAAGAAGAACCGCUCCCAGGUCAUUGAGCUGCUUGAGAAGAUAAACAAGAUGGUCACGAUGAAUGGAGGAAGAUACUACACCACUGAGAUGUUCCAAAAGGCUGAGAGGGCGAUUGAAGAGGAGACAAAGAGGAUCUUGAGAGAGAAGGAAGAGGAGACACUCAGAGCGGAGGAAGAACUAAAAGCAAAAUAUGAAGGAGAGUUCCUAAAGAAACAACAAACCAUCCUAGGUGCAGCCACCUUUGCAUCAGCCAGAUGGUUCGCUGAAGGACAAAACGACUUCACAAAAAAUGGUUGGCGCUGUUUCAGCUCAUGCAGUAUCCUCUGAGGUGGUGGUCAUCAGAUGGCAUUAGGCAUGUGACAGUAGAACAAGACAUGAAGUACUGAAGACUGGGGGGAAAAGCACCACAUUACGAUACUGCAAAUCACAUGACUUUUCAUAUCAUUAAUGAUAAAGUGCCAUGGAAAAUAAUAUUAAGAUAGGACUUGAUUUGCCCUUGAUGACAAGUGUUGGCCCGGAUGCCAAGUGAACUCAUAUAAUUUGCUUACAAUCAUACCAUUGAGUGACCUGCUUUAAAUGCUGAAGCUAACGGAAUCUGCUAACCCAACUUAAAAUAUAUGAAGUAUAUCAUUGUUUUCCAUCAUCCUGUGUAACAGGUAACAACACACAGACGACUGUAAUGGCAGAGAGAAAGAACCUGAAUAAUCAUGAGUGUAAUGAUACAUGCAUACUUUGAGGUGUAUUUUAUAUAUUGAUCUUGAGAUUGGGACUUACUCCUGUAUCUGGCAUAUUUGAUUUUGACUGCAUGUACCUAGAAUUCGGUAUUAAAGCUAUUGCUUCAACUGCAA